Messenger RNA from Tinamus guttatus (white-throated tinamou), 1923 nucleotides. NCBI's taxonomy places the organism in Eukaryota, Metazoa, Chordata, Aves, Tinamiformes, Tinamidae. The record is from RefSeq and is a predicted model, not a curated record.
UUGAGCGAGGACCUCCUGCAGGUGGAGAAGCGGCUGGAGCUGGUGAAGCAGGUCUCGCACAGCACGCACAAGAAGCUGGCGGCAUGUCUGCAGGGGCAGCAAGGCGUCGAUGCCGACAAGCGCUCGAAGAAGCUGCCCUUGACGACGCUGGCGCAGUGCCUCAUGGAGGGGUCGGCCGUGCUGGGGGACGACUCGCUGCUGGGGAAGAUGCUCAAGCUGUGCGGGGAGGCGGAGGACAAGCUGGCUCAGGAGCUCAUCCACUUCGAGCUGCAGGUGGAGCGGGACGUCAUUGAGCCGCUCUUCUUGCUGGCCGAGGUGGAAAUCCCCAACAUCCAAAAGCAGCGGAAGCACUUGGCAAAGCUGGUCCUGGACAUGGACUCAUCUAGGACAAGGUGGCAGCAGUCGGCCAAGUCGUCGGGUUCAUCCACCAACCUGCAGCCGUCAGGGGCCAAAGCGGAUGCUCUCAGGGAAGAGAUGGAGGAGGCAGCGAACAGAGUGGAGAUUUGCAGGGACCAGCUCUCCGCCGACAUGUACAGUUUUGUGGCCAAAGAAAUCGACUAUGCAAACUACUUCCAAACGCUGAUCGAAGUGCAAGCCGAGUAUCACCGCAAGUCGCUAGCGCUUCUGCAGAACGUGCUGCCGCAGAUAAAAGCCCAGCAGGAGGCUUGGAUCGAGAAACCCUCCUUCGGGAAGCCGCUGGAGGAGCACCUGGCCGUGAGCGGGCGGGAGAUCGCCUUCCCCGUGGAGGCGUGUGUCACCAUGCUGCUCGAGUGCGGCAUGCAGGAGGAGGGUCUGUUCCGUGUGGCUCCCUCCGCCUCGAAGCUGAAGAAGCUCAAGGCUGCCCUCGACUGCUGCGUCGUGGACGUGCAGGAGUACUCGGCGGACCCACACGCCAUUGCAGGGGCACUGAAGUCCUACCUGCGGGAGCUGCCGGAGCCCCUCAUGACGUUCGAGCUCUACGACGAGUGGAUCCAGGCCUCCAACAUCCAGGAGCAGGACAAGAGGCUGCAGGCCCUCUGGAACGCCUGUGAGAAGCUGCCCAAGGCCAACUACAACAACAUCAGGUACCUGAUCAAAUUCCUGGCACGGCUCACCGAGUACCAGGACAUGAACAAAAUGACGCCAAGCAACGUGGCCAUCGUGCUGGGCCCCAACCUGCUGUGGCCACAGGCAGAAGGGAACAUCACGGAGAUGAUGACGACGGUCUCCCUGCAGAUCGUGGGCAUUAUCGAGCCCCUCAUCCAACACGCCGACUGGUUCUUCCCUGGAGACAUUGAGUUCAACGUGACGGGCAGCUACGGCAGCCCCAUGCACAUCAACCACAACGCCAACUACAGCUCCAUGCCCUCCCCGGACAUGGACCACGCGGACCGCAAGCAGCACGACCAGGCCCGGCGGCCCCUCAGCGUGGCCACGGACAACAUGAUGCUGGAGUUUUACAAGAAGGAUGGCCUUAGGAAAAUCCAAAGCCCGGAUGAUGUGUCGUCUGCUUGGGUGGAUUGCUGCCGCAACUACCCCUCCCCCGAGGACGGCCGGGCCCCCCCCUUCCCCGGCUCCCGGCUCCCCCCUCGCCUGCCCUCCGGGGCUCCCCGUGCCACUCGCCGCAGCGGCCCCCCGCCGCCGUACCGCGGGCCCGGCACAUUGAAAACCAAGGAGCUUUCCCCCGUCUCUGGGCAGCAGAAGGGCAGCACGGUGCCCGGCGGCAGCGGGCAGCAGGCGUCCAGCCCCGGCGUGCAGCCAGCCCCGGAGCAGAGCCCGCUCGCGCUGCGCAAAGGUCUGAUCCAUUUUGAUAUCCCUUCCAUCCACGUAGAGAUUGAUGCCGCGCUGCGCCGGGACCCGCUGGAGCCACCGCAGAGACGUUCGAGAGCAGGGAAACUCACCUCGCAGGAGGAGGAGGAGGAAUCAGAAAGCACAGCCCUAUGA